AACUGUUCGUGGUGCGGAAAUUCGCCGCGCUAAAAUCAAAAUUCGCUCACGAUUUCUGCGCUCGCUGACGCUGCUGCUGACGGUGAAGCUGACGCUGACGCUGACUCGCGGUAGUUUGUCGCCGGACGCUAGCUGUUUAGGUUCGCAGGACAUUGGUGUACGGCAAAGCGGUCAUAUCCUUUCGACAGCCGGUCGCUCAAACACCGUGUGCGUUGUCGCGGCUCAUUUUCGCGAUUUCAUUUGACAUUCUGCUCAGCUAAUUGAAUCGACAGAUGUGCCAAAAAAAAUAUCCAGCGGAAUAUUUUAGUUUUAUGCCAUAAACAUACAUGUGAAGUGCUGUGCAUCGUGUUUUUGUGCUUCCUUCAAAUUUAUCUAAACGAUAAAUAGCUUGAAUCAACGAAAAAGGAUUGUAACCACAUUAUUUAGGCCAAUUAAAUAAUAUUUAACUACAAAAACUGCUCAAUUUAUGGAUAAUAACAGUGAACAACAAAAUACCUAAAACUAAAAACAAAGUAAAACAUUCAAAACACCAAUAAAAAAAAUUUUUGUAAUCGAAUCGUCGAAUAUAUUCGGACGAUUCCAUAACAAUUUAUUUGCUGAGGUGCCCAAAAAAGACGCCAAACUGUUCGAUAACGGCUUGAAGUUGGAUAUUUCCAGCUAUUCCCACAUGAACAUACGCAUGGGCACUAAGGGCAAGCGACCUUUGCGUAGCUUGACCCCCCGCGACAAGAUCCAUGCCAUACAGCGCAUCCACGAUGGCGAAUCCAAAGCGUCGGUGGCUCGCGACAUUGGAGUGCCGGAGUCUACGCUGCGUGGCUGGUGUAAGAACGAGGACAAGCUGCGCUUCAUGUCCCGCCAAUCGGCAGCGGACAAAAUGUGCGCCGAUGCGCUGGCAGAUAAGCUGGAUGGGGCAGCUGGGCAUCUACUGGGGCCACCAGAGAAGCGUCAGCGGCUGGACAACACUUCUCUGCCACUCAACUUCUCGAACAAGAUGAACUUUGAUGAGUUGGCCUUCAAGCGAUCGCCGCUCAACGGUCUCGACUACAGCACCAACAAAAGUUUGGCGGACAUGAACUACAACGGGUUGCCCGUGGACUAUGUGGGCUUCAAUGGGGCGGCAGUGAAGAACAAAGUGUUUGGCGCGGACAUCUCGCGACCUGGUCAAACAGAUCCCUCCCUGAAUGCGAUCAGUCCGCUGUCGAGUCUGACACAUCUGUCAGGUCUAACGGGCAUCUCGCAAUCCCCGCUUGCGAUCAGCUUCAAUGAGCUGACCUCCAAUCUUAAUCUGCUCGCCCAGCUCAAUCCCGGCUUGGCGGCCAUGUCGGGUCUGAACAGUUUUGCAGCCACUGCCAACACAUUGCGCCAACCCAAGCCACCGGCGCAAGCUAAUCUCGCCCAGGUGCAGAGUCCACGCAGUGAUAAUGGGGAGAGGGAGCGAGAGCGAACUCCUGCUUUGUCGGUGAAGAACUGGGCUAAGCAAAAGACACCCGGCGACUGCGAUCCCAAGAGUGGCAGCAGCAUCAAGAGUCCCAGUCCAUCUUUGGCGCCCUCGCUCGUGGGUUGCGUGGCUCCAUUGUCCGGGUUGCCCGAUGAUCCGUUGCUUUACUGGCUCAAGUCGCAGCAGGCGAUGCUGGGGUUGAACAGCUUGUAUCCGCCACCACCGCCAGUGACUUUGGGUGUCACCAGUCCGCCCAUUCGCUCAUCCACGCCACAGCAGCAACUCAAUCAGUUUGGCAACACGCCGCCCAUCCCUUCGGCGCCGCUGACGCCAUCGUCGACGCCCUCGGGCAGCCUGGAUGACAAAAACACCGCCUGGUACAAUUGGUGCAAAGCCUUUGGCGCCAGUUUGCACUCACUCAACCCGAAUUUGGCUGCUCUUCAGGCGAAUUCCCUGCAACAUCAGGCGGCAGCUAGCGGAGGAGAUGCCACGCAGCUGGGGGACAUUGCCAAGCCGCCAUUUGAGAACAUUCUGUACUCACAGCUGACCAAGGAGACCGUGGGUACGCCCUCCGUGCGCAGUUUGUCCUCCAAUGAGCAACAGCACACCGAUCCCGAGAAUGAUGCGGAUGCUGAUGGCGAAAUGGAAGCUGAGCCGGAGACGGAAAACGAACUGGAGGCGGAAGCAGAAGGUGAAGCGGCCAGCAAGCCUGAAGAUCUCUCAGCCAAGUCCGUGAAGACAGCCAGCUCUGCCACGCCCAGUCCCACACUAAUCUCUCCCUCAGCGAGUCGCGAUCAGAGUCCCGAGCCAAGGGCAGCGUCGAAUCCACAUCCUCAGGCCAACAUAGGGGAUGCAAACAGCGUGGGUGAGGAUUGUAAGAGUGUACUGAACAACAUCAUAUACAAGAUAGGCGGCAAUGCAGCCACGUCCACGCCCCACAACACUGAGCUCGAUUCCGAGAUGAGUUUCAACAGCGAUUCGCAUCAUCACAACAACAACGAUGUCAGCGAGAGCAACAACAACACACACAACAACAACAACAAUAACUCGAAUAAAACCGAUGAGGAGGAGCGAGCCAAGUUCAUGGAGAUGGACAGCGAGGACAUCGAAGAAGUGGUGGCCAUAAAGCAUGGCGAAAAGUUUCUGCAGUGGCUGGAAAACUGCAGCAAUCCUCGCGUGACUGCUGUGCAGUUAAUGCAGCUGAGAUUCCUCAUCGCUGCCAUCAAAUCCUCGAGCAGCGAGGCGACAACAACAACAACAACAACUCCAGGUGAGCUCCUCUUGGGUGAGAGCGAGGACAACGACGAUGCGGCAAGCAGAAACAAAUCGCGUCGUCGCAAAUAGGACAAACCGAAGUUGGCGCUUGCGGAGCCAGCCACGGAUACCUCGACCCUCAACUCAGUUGGAAUGUUGGAGCAGCAGCAAAAGGUGAUAGAACAGUUCUCGCCAGCUGUUUAUCAAUCGUCGGCCACGCUGCUGAGCUCCCUGAUCUUUCCUCCCUACGAAUUUGUACACUGUGACCUCGAUGAUGAUCCCGACGACUGCCAGAUCACGGGCGAGUAUCAACAGCAGUCCGACGAUGACAGUUCCAGCGAUAGCGAUAACGAUAACGAUGGCGAUGAUAAUGUACAGCAUGACUUUGAGUAACCCACUUCUUCCAUCUCCCCCAACAAUUAUAUAUAGUAUAUAUCUGUAUAUGUAAAUCUCUGUAUUUGUAUCUGUAUGUAUGUUUUUUAACUAUAGUCUAAGCUGAUCCUGAGCAUUAUCCAUUCACAAUUUGAUUGAUAUCUUUGUGUUCUGGUUUCCACUCUUUCUCUCUAUGAAAUAAUUUAGCAUAUAAGUAAGGGAUAAUAAUUGUAAAUACUCCAUACAAAAAUGAUUGAUUCAUUUCCUUUUUUCGAUUACUCGAUUAUACUUGGCAUUAUUUUAACUUUUACUUAUUUCUUGAUAUCAAAUUAAACAAAUGUUUCAUGUUUUUAUUCAUACUAGAAAAAUGUUAACGCUUGAAGUUUUUAGUUAUAGAUCUUAUCUCUAAGAAUUAAAAAAAAAAACAAAAACAAAAUAAAACCGUAAGCAACAGACAGACAAACAGACAGGAACUGAACUGAACUGGAG
Molecule: messenger RNA, 3553 nt
Organism: Drosophila albomicans
Lineage: Eukaryota; Metazoa; Arthropoda; Insecta; Diptera; Drosophilidae
Gene: dan
Product: protein distal antenna
Exons: 2
Coding region: 668-2782 (704 amino acids)
Molecular function (GO): DNA binding
Source: RefSeq, a predicted model, not a curated record